UCUCCAACAAUCAUUUCCUGCGGGGAACCGGAAGAUCAUCCCGGAUAGCCUCCGGGGUCCCCGCUGAGUGGAGGUGAGCUUCCGGCGCCGGUUCCCGUGCGCCCGCCGCUGGCCGCACGCUGCAGCCCGCAGUCCCCAGCGUCGGCGCGGAUCGGCGGCCUUCGGGCGCCGGGGCAGCGUGCGGCAUGUCGUCGGGCCUGCGCGCCGCAGGCUUCCCCCGCUGGAAGCGCCACAUCGCGGAGGAGCUGAGGCGCCGGGACCGGCUGCAGAGGCAGGCGUUCGAAGAGAUCAUCCUGCAGUAUACCAAGUUGCUGGAAAAGUCAGAUCUUCAUUCAGUAUUGGCCCAGAAACUGCAAGCUGAAAAGCAUGACAUACCAAAUAGGCACGAGAUAAGUCCUGGACAUGACGGUGCGUGGAAUGAUAGUCAGCUACAAGAAAUGGCCCAGCUGAGGAUCAAACACCAAGAAGAGCUGACGGAAUUGCACAAGAAACGUGGCGAGUUAGCUCAGUUGGUGAUUGACCUGAAUAACCAAAUGCAGCAGAAGGACCGAGAGAUACAGAUGAAUGAAGCAAAAAUUGCAGAGUGUUUACAGACCAUCUCUAACCUGGAGACAGAGUGCCAGGACCUGCGAACCAAACUGCAGGACCUGGAGCUAGCCAACCAGACCCUGAAGGAUGAGUAUGAUGCCCUGCAGAUUACUUUUACUGCUCUAGAGGAGAAACUGAGGAAAACUACUGAGGAGAACCAGGAGCUGGUCACCAGGUGGAUGGCUGAGAAGGCCCAGGAAGCCAAUCGUCUCAAUGCAGAAAACGAGAAGGACUCCAGGAGACGACAAGCCCGGCUGCAGAAGGAGCUUGCCGAGGCAGCCAAGGAGCCUCUGCCUGUGGAGCAGGAUGAUGACAUUGAAGUCAUUGUGGACGAGACCUCAGAUCCCACUGAAGAGACCUCUCCUGUGCGAGCUGUCAGCAGAGCAGCUACUAAGCGACUCUCGCAGCCUGCUGGAGGCCUUCUGGAUUCUAUCACUAAUAUCUUUGGUCUGUCCGAAUCUCCCCUUUUGGGACAUCAUUCUUCUUCUGAUGCUGCCAGGAGACGCUCUGUCUCUUCCAUCCCAGUCCCUCAGGACAGUGUGGACACUCAUCCUGCUUCUGGUAAAGACGUGAGAGUCCCAACUACUGCCUUGUAUGUCUUUGAUGCACAUGAUGGGGAAGUCAAUGCAGUGCAGUUCAGUCCAGGCUCCCGGUUACUGGCCACUGGAGGCAUGGACCGGAGGGUUAAACUGUGGGAAGCAUUCGGAGAUAAAUGCGAAUUCAAGGGUUCCCUGACUGGCAGUAACGCAGGAAUUACAAGCAUUGAAUUUGAUAGUGCUGGAGCUUACCUCUUAGCAGCUUCAAAUGAUUUUGCAAGCCGAAUCUGGACUGUGGAUGAUUCUCGAUUAAGGCACACACUCACAGGCCACAGUGGGAAAGUGCUCUCUGCCAAGUUCCUGCUGGACAAUGCUCGGAUAGUCUCAGGAAGUCACGACCGGACCCUCAAACUCUGGGAUCUCCGCAGCAAAGUCUGCAUAAAGACAGUAUUUGCAGGUUCCAGCUGCAAUGACAUUGUUUGCACUGAGCAAUGUGUAAUGAGUGGACAUUUUGACAAGAAAAUUCGUUUCUGGGAUAUAAGAUCAGAGAGUGUGGUCCGAGAGAUGGAGCUGUUGGGGAAGAUCACUGCUCUGGACUUAAACCCGGAGAGAACUGAGCUCCUGAGCUGCUCCCGUGAUGACCUGCUGAAAGUCAUUGACCUCCGGACAAACACUGUCAAGCAGACGUUCAGUGCUCCUGGCUUCAAAUGCGGCUCUGACUGGACCCGAGUUGUUUUCAGCCCUGAUGGCAGUUAUGUGGCAGCAGGCUCAGCCGAGGGUUCUCUUUAUGUCUGGAGUGUGCUCACAGGGAAAGUGGAGAAGGUUCUUUCAAAACAGCACAGCUCCUCCAUAAAUGCGGUGGCAUGGGCCCCCUCGGGCUUGCAUGUUGUCAGUGUGGACAAAGGAAGCAAAGCUGUGUUGUGGGCACAACCUUGAUGUACCCCUCAGGAGCAGCGCGGGAUCUCCACAGCCCUGUCUUGGAGGGUGAUGUGUCCUCCCAGAGAAGAGCUGGAGCCAUGUGGUGCCGUGGCUUUCCUGAGAACUUUGACUUGAGGUCUCUAAGGCCUCGAAGAACCAACACUGAAUCCAACUGACUCUGCAGGUCCCUAGCAGAAGUUUGGGUUCUUGUCUGCAUUUGGAUGGGAAACACUACUAACUCUGACUUCCAUACCUCAUGGGGAGCACAGGGUCCCUGCUGGGUCUCCCCACUGGACACAGUGCCAAGGACAACCCCACACACUGGGUAUUGGGUCCUCUGUGCUUUUCCUAUCUUUCCAAAGUCGACUGUGGCCUGAUGCACACCCCCCUUCUGGGGUCACUUACCCAGGGGACUCACUUGUAGGCGUUGGGUCGGUGGAAACCAAAUGCAAGGCCUGUCCUCAUGUGACAAAGGAUGGGUGGAGCUGUUUUCAGGGCUGGAGGUGGGGUCUGGUCUCAUUGCUAAAACCUCCUGCGUUCUUUGGCUGGCCUUCAGAACUCCUGGCUCCCUUCCUGCCAACAUUUCCACAUAGCUUUGUGUGUGUGUGAGAGAGGGGGAGAGUGGAAAGGCCCUGUGCCAGCCUUUCCCUGUCAGGUAGAUUGGCAGCAGGUGAGACACAUUGUCAUCCUGCAUCACUGCAGUCACAGCAGGGGGCUGGGGGCUCACCUGUGCCGGGGGCUCACCUGUGCCGGGGGCUCACCUGGGCCGGGGCCUCACCUGGGCUGGGGGCUCACUGCUGAAGCCGCGAGUGCUGGGUCCUGUGCCGUCCGCCACUGGCCUUAGUGUUGGGCACAAGCAGCCUGUCUAGGGCUGGUUAUGAUGAAGGCUGGAAAGCGCUGUCCCUGCCGCUCACUUGUGCACACGUCUGAGCUGUGUCUGGGUGACUGAAGCCCCCUGUGUUUGUCACAUUUACUUUGCACUUUACUUUUGCCUCCACACUGGUUCUCUGGACAGGAAGGACAGUGCUGGGGCUGGGGAAGAGGGACGGCAGUCUUCCUCUGUUGGUUUGCUGCCAGAGAGCUUGUGUUGAUGGAAGUUGAAAUCCGCUGGCCAGGGCACAUCUUUUAUUUAUUUAAUUAUGUGUCCCAACAGAACUUGAUUGUCAAUAAAGAAAAAAAAUGUGUUAUA
This is a messenger RNA of Peromyscus leucopus (white-footed mouse), 3231 nucleotides long. It is a transcript of the gene Atg16l1, whose product is annotated as autophagy related 16 like 1. Gene Ontology annotation, cellular component: autophagosome membrane. The record is from RefSeq and is a predicted model, not a curated record. The transcript is spliced from 19 exons. The coding region runs from base 186 to 2060 and encodes 624 amino acids. Gene Ontology annotation, biological process: negative stranded viral RNA replication; autophagosome assembly. Lineage: Eukaryota; Metazoa; Chordata; Mammalia; Rodentia; Cricetidae. Gene Ontology annotation, molecular function: protein binding.